Messenger RNA from Contarinia nasturtii (swede midge), 333 nucleotides. RefSeq names its product BTB/POZ domain-containing protein 6-like. The transcript has a single exon. The annotation marks the transcript as partial. The record is from RefSeq and is a predicted model, not a curated record. Gene Ontology annotation, molecular function: protein binding. NCBI's taxonomy places the organism in Eukaryota, Metazoa, Arthropoda, Insecta, Diptera, Cecidomyiidae.
AUGUCAAGCACAUUGAACGACUACGCUAUUAAGGGUAUUUUAUCAGUUGGUGAACAAUUAUAUUUAAACAAAGAUACGGCCGAUUUCCAUUUUAUUUGUAAGUCAGCCGACGGAAAAGAUGAACGCAUUCCCGUCCACAAAUUGCUUCUCGGCAGCGUUAGCGAUGUUUUUCGAGCGAUGUUCAGUGAUUCAUGGAAAGAAAAAAUCGACGUUGUAAUUCCCGACGCUAACGCCACGGAAUUUAAGGAAUUUUUGCAAUUCUUUUAUUUGGGACGGGCAAAAUUAACGAUGGACAAUAUUGCCAAGGUGAUGUAUCUUGGCGAUAAAUACAAC